AGCGAGCCGAGGGAAGGCCUAGAAUCGCAACCCCCAACAAAGUGCCCAAUGUUUGCGACAUGUUGCGUCACUGCGUCAUUCCUUCCUCCCAGAAAGACCUUCUUCGCUCUGUCUGGAGCUGCUCACACGACCAUGUUUCGAUUCAGGCUUCUACCACGACGCACCUCACAGUGAUAACCUUCUCGAGAACCUCAUUGUCGCCGGCUCCUGGAAAAUGAUCGAUCCUUUGCCGCCGCCGCCGCCAUGGCUCGUGAACUUGGUCAAGCCUUACUGCGACGCCCUCUACCUGCCUACCCUCCCCUACCACGUCCACGAACUCCUCUUCGCCUUUGUCCUGUAUCAAACGACACAAUCAAUCAUAUCGCCUGUUCUUUCGACCAUGCUCUUCCCUGACGUAUACCCGAAACUGUCGCGCCGAACUCGCAUCAAUUGGGACGUGCACGUGGUCUCUAUGUUGCAGUCCUGUCUGAUCAAUACCCUGGCGCUAUGGGUCAUGUUCACAGAUGAGGAGCGGUACGACAUGCAGAGCAGUCCAAUCGAACGAGUAUAUGGAUAUACCGGUGCUUGUGGCCUGAUCCAGGCAUUGGCGGCGGGAUAUUUUGUGUGGGAUCUCGUUGUCAGCGCGCGCAACUACUCGGUAUUCGGUCCUGGUAUACUCGCUCAUGCUACGACUGCCCUAGCAGUCUUCUCGUUGGGCUUUCGACCGUUUUGCAACUACUAUGGACCGGUCUUUAUCCUUUACGAGCUGUCUACACCCUUUCUCAAUAUUCACUGGUUUUGCGACAAGCUCAACAUGACAGGAUCCAAAUUGCAGUGGUACAACGGCAUGAUUCUGCUGGCGACAUUCUUUGGCUGUCGAUUGCUAUGGGGUACUUACCAGUCGUUGCGUGUCUAUCAAGAUGUAUGGCAUACAAUGCACCUAAAUACGACCCAUUUCAUCCGCGAAAUCCACGAGUCACCUAAUCAUCCAAUCUUUGUUCCCAGAGAUGGCCAGCUCUGCUUGGGACAGUCGAGUUGCAUCAGGGCGCAGAGCGAGGUCAUGAAGUUCACAGGUCCUGAUACUGGCCCCACACCAUAUUGGAUGGCGGCCGUGUAUUUGGGCUGUAAUCUGGUGCUGAACUCGCUCAAUUUCCACUGGUUUGGCAGAAUGAUUCAAACUAUACGAAAGCGGUUUGAUGGUCAACCUCAUGACGACUAUCCUCGGGAAGUGGAAAGGAAACCCAGCAUUGUGGAGGAGAUGGCCACUGAGCUGGAUCGUGACAGUUUGUCUGGAGCAAAGACUCCUCCGUUGGAGAAGAGUGUGGAUGCGUAUGGCAAGAGCACAGCAGUACCAGAUGGACCGACUGAGGUCAAGAGGCGGUAAGGAGCUGGGUCUGGGAACGAAACCGAAGAAACACAACCCUUAGAACGGGCCAGGAUUUGGUACCGGCAGUUUUAGCAAGGAGUUGUCUGGGUACAUGAGCUUUUAUCAAGCGUGUAAUAUUUCUUGCACAAUAGUUCUUGUGUUCAUUUCGCCUUUGAACAACUUCAACUAUAUCGUCAUGAGAAGUGGAAUGAAUGCGUGAAUUUGAUUGGUGAGCACUAGACGUUGCCCUGGUCAACAAACACCGAGACUGCGGUUAUGGCUUCACUUUGCA
This is a messenger RNA of Exophiala viscosa, 1637 nucleotides long. RefSeq names its product TLC domain-containing protein. The transcript has 2 exons. Bases 215 to 1363 code for a protein of 382 amino acids. The record is from RefSeq and is a predicted model, not a curated record. Lineage: Eukaryota; Fungi; Ascomycota; Eurotiomycetes; Chaetothyriales; Herpotrichiellaceae. Gene Ontology annotation, cellular component: endoplasmic reticulum; membrane. Gene Ontology annotation, biological process: lipid homeostasis.